Gorilla gorilla gorilla (western lowland gorilla) is the source of this 1517-nucleotide messenger RNA. It is a transcript of the gene ACTR3C, whose product is annotated as actin related protein 3C. The record is from RefSeq and is a predicted model, not a curated record. The coding region runs from base 653 to 1072 and encodes 139 amino acids. Lineage: Eukaryota; Metazoa; Chordata; Mammalia; Primates; Hominidae. The transcript has 6 exons.
AGAGCGCUCGGAAUGUGUGCCGGUUUCUAGGUGGUGCCAAAUUCUGGGGCCUAGGCAUUUCCCUCGCUUUAUGUUUUUGGUUUUUUUUCUUCCUUCAAUCUCUUUGAUUAGGCCGUACGUGGCUGUGGCAAGGAGUUGGGGGAAAAAAUUAUAAAAACAGGAAAGAGAGAAAGCACAGCCAGACCCCCGGCUUCGCGAGCCGCCGGGGAGGAGGUGGAGGAGGCUGAGCCAGGCAGAGUCGCCAGCGGAGACUCGCGAGUGGCGCGCGGGAGGAGCGGCCGCUGGCGCUGGGCUUGCCUUGCUGCUGCUGCUGCCUCCCCACCGCCUUUUUUUUUUUUUUUUUUAAAUCUGGAGCGGGGUGGGGAGUGGGAACCGGAGAGAAAGCAAAAUAUUAAAAAGCCCCAAAGACAGCCAGCAGGAGCGCGGUGCCCGAUGGCUUCGCUGUACCAGAGGUUCACCGGCAAGAUCAACACCUCGAGGUCCUUCCCCGCGCCCCCGGAGGCGAGUCACCUCCUGGGCGGCCAGGGGCCCGAGGAGGACGGCGGCGCAGGAGCCAAGCCCCUCGGCCCGCGGGCGCAGGCGGCGGCGCCCCGGGAGCGCGGCGGCGGCGGCGCGGGUGGCCGGCCCCGGUUCCAGUACCAGGCGCGGAGCGAUGGUGACGAGGAGGACGUAUACCAAGCUUGGCUACGCAGGCAACACUGAGCCCCAGUUCAUUAUUCCUUCAUGUAUUGCCAUCAGAGAGUCAGCAAAGGUAGUUGACCAAGCCCAAAGGAGAGUGUUGAGGGGAGUUGAUGACCUUGACUUUUUCAUAGGAGAUGAAGCCAUCGAUAAACCUACGUAUGCUACAAAGUGGCCGAUACGACAUGGAAUCAUUGAAGACUGGGAUCUUAUGGAAAGGUUCAUGGAGCAAGUGGUUUUUAAAUAUCUUCGAGCUGAACCUGAGGACCAUUAUUUUUUAAUGAAAUGGGAUCUUGCUCUGUUGUCCAGGUUGGAGUUCUGUGGCACAAUCCUAGCUCACUGCAGCCUCGGACUCUGGACUCAGUUGAUCCUCCCGCCUCAACCUCCUGAGUAGCUCGGACCACAGUAGGCCAUCCAGGACAUGUGCAAGCCAGCGACACUACGGGCAGCUCUGGGAGCCAGUUUAUAUACCAACUCCUGAUGGUACGUCCAGCCUGCUGCCCAGGAAGGAAGCCAGUGCUGGCACCUGGAAGGCGCCUGGCGUGUAUGGGAGCACCAAGAGCAUGGGGAGAUGCACUGCAGCAGGCAGCACAGACCUACAGUCUGUUAUCACAGUCUCGCUCUCUGUAAUAAGCAGGUUAAUAAGGUAAUAAGGAGGUUACAUUGCUGUUUGAAUUUGCUUUCCUUGACUAAGCAUCUCUUCAUGCUCAAAAGUCUUUUAUAUGUCUUCUUCUGUGAAUUCUUUUGUGUCAUUUGCUCAUUUAUCUACUUGUAUGGUUUUUGCCUUGAAGAAAAUGUAAAUUUUAACUUAGUUAAAUGUAUAAAGUUUUAUCUUCAUA